Messenger RNA from Limulus polyphemus (Atlantic horseshoe crab), 1342 nucleotides. RefSeq names its product cytochrome P450 2U1-like. Gene Ontology annotation, molecular function: iron ion binding; heme binding; oxidoreductase activity, acting on paired donors, with incorporation or reduction of molecular oxygen. The record is from RefSeq and is a predicted model, not a curated record. The transcript is spliced from 5 exons. Lineage: Eukaryota; Metazoa; Arthropoda; Merostomata; Xiphosura; Limulidae. Bases 144 to 1103 code for a protein of 319 amino acids.
AUGAGCAGUUGUUGAGAAAAUUUAUUUAUGAAAAUCUACCUUUAUUACUUCUUGGAAUAUAGGAAGAAAUCAACAAUAUCGUAGCUCAUCUGGCAUCUCUGGAUGGUACUGUUUGUGAUGUUCGAGAAAUCCUAGUUCCAAGUAUGUCUAACAUAAUUUCAGCAUUUAUCUUUGGUCGGAGAUUUCACUAUGAUGACCCAAAAAGAAAAUAUCUAGAUGAUAGACUCACUGAAUUUCAAGAGUACAUCCGACAGUUUAACCUGAAAACCUUCUUUCCCUGGAUGAAACCCUUUCUGUCCAUUUUAAAAGCUAGAGAAUUUAGAAAAUUUCAAGAAACGACUGAAAAUUUGUUGUCAUUCAUUCGUGAAGAAACCAAUAACCACAAGAAGAGAUUGGACCCAAGCAAUGCUUGUGAUUACAUUGACUCCUUUUUGAUUGAAAUGAGGAACCGGCAAAAAAUAAAUAACAUGUCAUCUUUCUCAGAUGACAUGUUGUGUGGAAAUGUUCAUGCUUGGUUUCUUGGAGGCAGCAGUACAGUGCGGACAGGAAUAGAAUGGUGUCUUCUAACUAUGGCUGCAUACCCGGAUGUUCAGAAACGAGUGCAAAACGAGAUUGACAGUUUUAUUGGUAGAGAAAGGUUACCAUCCUGGGAUGAUCAUGUACACCUUCCUUACACUCAAGCUGUUCUUUAUGAAUGUCAAAGAUGGAAGACCAUAACCCCUCUCGGUCUCUUAAGAUAUACGAGGGAAGACACAACUGUUCAAGGAUACAACAUUCCUAAAGGAACAAUUGUCAUGAACAACAUCUGGGCUGUUCACAACGAUCCCAGAUACUGGAAGAAUCCCAGUGAAUUCUUUCCAGAACAUUUCCUCAGUCAAGAUGGUACUACUUUAGUGAAACCAGAAUAUUUCAUUCCAUUUAUAAUCGGAAAACGCUCUUGUCCCGGUGAGAAGUUGGCCCUAGUUGAAAUGUUUCUAUAUUUUGUGUCUAUACUUCAACGCUUUACCGUGGCUCUCCCUGCCGGUGAAAAACCAAACUUUGAUGGAAUUUUUGAACUGAAUUGGGACGCCAAAUUCCAUCAUAUUAGAUUUCUAUUUCGUUAAGUUGAAAAAGAUACAAGCUUCUUCUGGAACAUGUUUUACAAUCCUAAUUAAUUUUUUUUGUAGCAGUUGGAGACUAGUAUAUACACUGCUUGUUAUUUGUAAGUGGAUAAUUAUUUCUAGUAAACAUAUGAAAUAUUUGUAUUCUAUAGUUCUGUACGUUACACAUUGAUGUAUUACUAUAUUAUUACAUGUGCUCAUAUUAUAUUGUUCAGUCAAUAAAUAAAUUUCUUGCAUUUCUA